AUGGAGGCCGAACCGAGAGGAGGCUCCGCGGAUUUGUCAAAGUCGGCCAAGACAGACCUCAGUGCAGAAGAGUAUAAAAAGGCGGCGGUCUUAAUUCAGAAAACUUACCGAGGACAUCGCACGCGUCGCCAGCUAAAUGGAUUCGGCUUAGAUGCUUCGACACGGUGGUACGAGGCGGUGCGAGAUGCCCAAUUCAAAGAACAUACGUUACCCAGACCUCCUAUUGCUCCCCAUGAUCACUCAAAUGCGAAUGAGACGACGACAUCCCCUGCAUGGCUGAAAUGGAGUCGCGCGACCGAGGUUGCUCGCAGGGCUGGCGCCGACGACCGUUCUCCUUCAAUCUCCGACUUUUCCUCAGAUGAAGAUGUUGAGGAUGCUGAGGGCUCAUCCAGCGCCCUGACUCAAGAAGAGAUGGAAGAGGCAAGAAGAAAAAGAGCCGAAGGCAACGUCAUGAGAAAAAAGGCCGCAAAGAUGAUGGAUUUGCAAUACUUUCUCGAGAUGGUUGACCAAAAACACCGAUAUGGGAGUAACCUACGCAAAUACCACAAUUAUUGGAAAACACAAGACACCGAUCAGAACUUCUUCUAUUGGCUUGAUCAAGGUGACGGCAAGAACGUGGACCUCCCAGAGUGCAGUCGAACCCGCCUAGAUAAAGAGCAAGUCCGAUACUUGUCACGAGAAGAACGUCUGAACUAUCUAGUCAAGGUCAACGAAAGUGGCUUAUUGGUCUGGGCUAAGAGUGGUGAACUUGUCUGGACCAAGGAUGAGCUUUUCAAGGACAGCGUCAACGGAAUCGUCCCCAUAGACGACUCGGCGCCAAAAUGGAAAUACAAUGUGCCACCGCAGGGCGAGAGUGAUUCCGACACCAGUACUUCGGAUGAAUCAGAAGAUGAGGAUGCAAACACGGUGGGCGACGAAGGGGGAAGAUAUGUCAAUGAAGAAUUCCAUAGAGCCCGAGGGCUGUCCAAGGUCAAGUAUGUUAGUGCCGCAGUUCUGUUCAACCACAUGAUCAGAACAAGCUUGAAGAAAGGACACAAGUGGAUAUUCGUGUGCGAUACCUCGUUUCGACUGUACAUUGGGUACAAGCAAUCAGGGGCAUUUCAACACUCGUCGUUCUUGCACGGCGCACGCAUCCUGGCAGCAGGGUUGAUCAAAGUCAAGCAUGGCCAAUUAAGAAGGCUAUCACCUCUAAGCGGACACUAUCGGCCACCAGCAGCGAAUUUUCGAGCCUUUGUGCGUAGCCUACGUGAUGAAGGUGUCGACAUGUCCCACGUGUCGAUCUCUCGAAGCUAUGCGGUAUUGGUUGGUCUGGAGAGCUACACCAAAACACGCAAGCGCAUCAAGGCCGCCGGUGAAACCGUCAUGCACGAGAAGGACAAGCUGCUGAACCCGGAGAAGGUCAAAAUGGAGGAAGAGGCGAAGCGGGACAAAUCGCAAAGCGCCGAGAAGGAGAGGCUGUACCUGGAACGGCAACGGGAGGCUCAGCAGCGAGAAGCACACGAGCGCAAGGCUCAGCGCAGCUUGACUGGCAAAUUAUCGAGUGCGCUUGGGAAACUCAGGUUUCGGAAAGACAGCACUGGCGAUGCUCCCGUCGGAGAGGAACAGGCGAGGCGAGUCCUGGGGACGGGGCCGGAGGACGGCGUGCCUCCACCAGAAGGUCAGCGCUGA
Molecule: messenger RNA, 1668 nt
Organism: Cladophialophora psammophila CBS 110553
Lineage: Eukaryota; Fungi; Ascomycota; Eurotiomycetes; Chaetothyriales; Herpotrichiellaceae
Exons: 5
Coding region: 1-1668 (555 amino acids)
Molecular function (GO): protein binding
Source: RefSeq, a predicted model, not a curated record